AGUAGUCACUCCUAUGAAUUAAAUAUUUGACAGAAUGUUUGUAUUAUAACCUAAAAAUAUCUUGUUUUUGUAAUAAAUCAAUUCCCUAUAAAACUAAUUAAAUUAAAUUUGUUAUUAUUAGAUAAAUUAUUAAAGAAAUCAAUGGCUACAUUAGAAGAUAAAAUUCUUGGUGAAAAAGCGCAGUACUAUUGUAGUAGCAGUGAGGAAAGUGAUAAUGACCAAAAUGAUGAUGAUGAGCCAAACAAACCCCAAAAGGAUAAUGUUGAAAGUGCGGAACUUCCAGAUAUUAAUAAAUGGGAAGGAACUUCUACAAACACUGGACCAAAAGGAGUAAUAAAAGACUGGCAGAGAUACAAACAGUUAGAGAAUGAAAAGAGAAUUGAAGAUGACACUGAAAAGAUCGAAUUGAUGAAAAAACUAACAUUAACUGUAAGGACAUCAUUAGAUGAAGAAAGGGAAAAGGCUGCUUUAGAAGAUCCUGAGUUAGCUGAGUUACUUAAUGAUGACUUCUUAAUUGCUUAUCAAAAACAGAGAAUGCAAGAAAUGAUUCAGAAUACAAAUUAUAAUUUUAAAUUUGGUGAUCUCAUUUUUCUACAAAACGGACAAGAAUUCCUAGAUGCAAUUGACAAAGAGCACAAAGCAGCCACUAUCAUUGUUCACAUAUACGAAGACACGGAAGCAUGUAGGAAUAUGAAUGUCUGCCUUAAGUCUCUUUGCAAAUUAUAUGUAAAUGUCAAAUUUUGUUGUAUCAAGGGUUCUGCUGCUGGUAUAAGUCAACAAUUUAAAGCUGACGGUGUGCCAGCAUUGUUGGUGUACAAGGCAGGGAACCUCGUUGGAAACUUUGUAAGGUUAUCAGAUGAACUCGGUUCGAAUUUCUUGUCAGAAGAUGUCCAGAAUUAUUUGGUCGAACAUGGGUUACUAGAAGAUAAGUCAUGCACUCCUAAAUUGGUCUCCAGCACUGAUGAUGCUGUUGACAGCGACUGAAAUGCAGAUUAGAAACAUGAGUACUGGUACACUUCUCUUCAAAUGUAACAAAGAGACAACGUAGUAAUCUGAUCUUAAGUUAGCAUAACCAUAUAACAGUUUUUAACAGAUGGUUGGUAAAAACUGGUUUGAAAAAAUCGGUAAAUUUGUGCCAUAUUGGAAACUAGCAAUAAAAUUUACAAAGAGAUUUGUACAAGGGUUAGAUCCCAAUCCUCAUAUGUGUGUAUUUCACAAUGAAAAUGAAUUGACCAAUUAUCUGCAUUCCAUCUCAUAUUGAAUAAGGUUCAUUAUUAUAUAUUUUAAUGAAUAUGAACAUUUUUUAGAAUUCACAAGGAAGAAUAUCCUGUAGGUGGCUGUAUACCAUUAAUUAUUACUAAUUAAGUAUUUUCUAUGGGAAAUAAGCCACAAUUUUACU
Messenger RNA from Diabrotica virgifera virgifera (western corn rootworm), 1399 nucleotides. Its product is annotated as phosducin-like protein. The transcript is spliced from 4 exons. Gene Ontology annotation, biological process: regulation of G protein-coupled receptor signaling pathway. The record is from RefSeq and is a predicted model, not a curated record. Lineage: Eukaryota; Metazoa; Arthropoda; Insecta; Coleoptera; Chrysomelidae. Bases 142 to 984 code for a protein of 280 amino acids.